This is a messenger RNA of Vitrella brassicaformis, 2969 nucleotides long. The record is from the annotation of a GenBank genome assembly. Lineage: Eukaryota; Vitrellaceae.
GCCAUCCAUAUGUGUUGACAUUCAUCGUGUUUGGGUGGGGUCAGUGCAUGCCAUGCAAGCAAGAACCAUGCACACGCGUUGUGAGAAACACUACAGGCACACCCAUAUCGCCGGCCGCUCCUAAAUUGCAUCUCUUCGAGAAGCCAAACGAAAAAACUCGCUCGCCUCCAUGUUAGUUAGCCAUGCGCAGUGCCUUACACACUUGUUCACACCCAAAAAUACCUCACUCUCACCUCAUCACUCCCCACGUCUCCCCUCCCCUCCCCUCUAAGACAAGAAAAGUCGCCUUCUCUCUCUCGAUUCGUUUAUUCUCUCUGCCCUGGAGGUCUCUCCGUCCUGAUGUUGCUCACCGCUCUCGGCGCCGUCAUGGCCCCCCUUCGCCGCAGUGUGCGCUUCCGCCACUUGAGCGAGCGCUGUGCCGCCUCGCUCACACACGCCUCUGCCGUCACUCUGCCGUGUGUGGCCGAUGGGCUGCUGUCGUCGCGUGAUGCGGGUGACUCGGAGGGCGGGGAGGGGGCUGGCGCAUCUGAUGGCGUGUCGAUGCGAGCAGAAGGGGAGGUGGCUUCUGCUGGGGGCUCGGCGGUAGUGACAGUGGCCUCGCGUUGGCUCUUCUGCGCCGACUGGGCCUGGCUUGAUAUGAUCGUCACCCUGCCCCGACAAAACAGAGGCAGAGCGAUGCAUCGACCACGAACCGUGAGAUGAAUCGUAUUGUCCUUCCCUUACUCCCUCCCUCCCUCCCUCCCUUCCAUCCUCACCAGAAGAUUGAUACGAAGCCGACCCACAGCACGCGCAGGUCGGUCGGCACCAGCCCAUAGGUAACGAGCGACACAAACGGCCAGAAUUUGAGCCCCGCUAUCACCAAUGGAAUCGCAGACGCCUUUAUGGCACGCCAGAUGACCGGCAACGGAUCCAGCUGCACGCAACACACACACCAAUCAACCACACGAACGUCCACAUCACACACAUCCGUUGUCUAGACCAUCUUGUGUAUCUAUCUGCCAUAGUACCUCCAGUAUGCCGAGAUAGAGCACAUAGCAGGCAUUCCAGAAGGGCGCGAAGACGGCCCGGUCGGUGACGAUCUUGCCCAGGGUGGUCGGCCAGUAGCUCUCCCACUGCAGCACCGCCUCGAAGAACAGAUCGUUUAGGUGGUACCACACGUGGCUGAGUGGUCCGUGCAGCAGGAGACCGGCAGAGGCGGAGCGAAACAGCCGAAGUCGGUCGAUGCCAGCCAGCCCACGGCCUUCAUUCAUCUGCACACGCGAGAUGGCAACCAAGGAAAUGUCUGGUGGUUCCCCUGCCUGUCUGCCCCUGAUCUGAUGAGUCAGUCGUUCGUUCCUUGCUCACCCACCCCCCCACCCACCUGAGCCGUCCAGUCCCCGAUUGCAUAGACCACUCCUGAUGUGAGACCCUUGGUGACUACGGGGUCAUCAUGCAGCAUCCGCAUGUACACAUUCAGGUUGUCGAGCGGCGCCCGCAUCAAGAUCUCGCUCGUCGUCCACCCACGGUAGAUGCUCUCAUCCACACGCAGGAAGGACUGGGCAGUCGUGACGGCCAUGAUGGUGAGAAACACCAAGUUGAAGAAAAGGUUGACGAGCCUCUCCUCUUCUCUCUUGGUCGCCACGAGGCCCUUGAACAGCACCGGGGGAGGCUCCUCAAUCGCAGGUACGGCGCCGACGGCCUUGAGAGCCGACUCAUCGGGGAGCAGCACUCGAUUGACGAGGGAGUCGAUCUCAGCAUUGUACAUGGGCCGCCAGUCGUUGGCGAGAAGCUCCCUUGUCAUCGUGUCGUAGACAUCUUCCUCCUUUGUCAUGUUGCCCGACACGAAGACGCCGGUCCCAUUGAACCCAUCGCCAUUGGUGGGGACAGUAAACGACCCUUCUGGCCCAAAAUUAGCCUGCAGCAGCUGCCGGGCGAUCUCAGCCGCUGACGAGGCAGUUGGUGCGGCACUGCUGGCCGCUUCAUCGAUUAAUGCUGCUGACGGCUCCUCUUGCGCCUUUUGAGCGAGAUAGCCGGCCACCACAGAGCCGAGCGACUCCGGCUCGUGUAGUCGUAUGCUGACGGGCUCUCCGUUCUUGUCAAAACAAGGCCGUGAGCAGCGGGGGAUUGCCUGGACGGCACUAAGGACAUCCGGCUGGCCGCCUGUCCUCUGCAUCGUUGGCACAUCAGAGCUGGACACAAACUCAUGGACGCCAGGGAGGCCCUUGGCAGCCAGGAACACCCUCAGCGAUGGCCGAGAGGUGCCGUCACCGGAUGGCUGCAGCAGCGCCAGGCCGCAUCCCUCCAGCUUGGACUCGUCCUUGCACGCCGCCUUCAUGCACGCCGAUGGCCACACUGUCACGAAGGAUGCGAAGGCAGGGAAAGAGGCACCUCCUGGCUGCGAAGGCUGCACCAGAGUCAGCGGAUGGAAGGCCACAGACAUGCCCUCCUCAUCAGAUGUGGAGGGGCACGGAGUGAGUGGCCGCGGCCCUGACAGAGUCGACAUAACGCAGCCGCCCCGACCCGCCGCAAAGGAUUCCGUCAAUGCGGUCUUGAGGACGUCAUCCACACAUCGACUGAGGUCGGCAGGGUCCUCUUGCGGCGGGGAAGUGCCAGACGCAGUCGAGGGAGCCACACAGUCGGCAGCUAUCUCCAUGCCAGCCGCAAAUCCUCCCAGCACGUCAGAUAACGAUGCAUCAACGCCCUGGCCUUUCAAGAAAGUCCCAAUGUGGCCAUCGACGCGGUCAGUCAGCAGCUGACUACUGGCUGUUUUCGUCGCUGCCAGGGGCUUCGUUCGCAGACGGGAUGGCGACACUCUAGUGAUGAGUGGCGGUGGCUGUGCUGGCGGGAGGAAGGCCUGCGACGCAGCUGGCAAGAGCGCCACGAUGCAGCUGAGCGCAUUCAUCUUCAGCUGAAGGGCAUCCUUCAAGUUGGUAAUUGUUGAUCGGAUCUCUUUGCCGACGUGCCCACGGGCAUUAUGCACACAUCAGAUG